AUGUCUUCUCCACUUUACAAAAAAGCCCUCAUUAUCGGUGCCACUUCCGGAAUUGGCGAGGCUCUAGCCAUUAAAUUGGUCGCCAAUGGAAGCAAAGUGGUGCUAGUAGGUCGACGACAAGAGCGGCUCGACAGCCUCGUCAAACAGCUCGGAUCAGACAAGAGCUCGGCCGUGCAAUUCGACAUCACGAAGCUACAGGAUAUCUCUGACUUCGCAUCCAAAGUCACAUCAGAACAUCCUGACAUCGAUGCCGUCAUUCUGAACUCUGGAAUCCAACGAUCAUUCAAUUUCGCCCAGCCAGAAACUGUUGAUCUCGGCAUGGUGCAGGAAGAAUUGACAACCAACUACACCAGUAUUAUACAUCUUACAAUGGCAUUCCUGCCCUUUUUGCAAGCCCAAAAGACGACCACCCAUCUUGUUUAUAUCAGUGCAACAUUGGGCAUCAUCCCUACCGUGAUUCGGACUGGAGGAUACAACGCUUCCAAGGCCGCUUUACAUCAUUGGUUACUUGUCUUCCGGGAACAACUCAAGCAACAACCAGACAAUCAAGUCCAGGUAGUUGAAGUCUUCCCACCAGCAGUCCAGACGGAAUUACACGAUGAACGCCACCAGCCCGACCUGAAAGAUGGCGGGAAGAUUGGUAUGCCGUUGCAGGCAUUCACCGACCAGACAUAUGAAGAAUUACUCAAAGGCGAUGAUCAGUUUGGUAUUGGUAUGGCCAAGGCAACUAUUGAUGGAUGGGAGAAGGAGAGAGUGAAUCUGUUCCAUCAACAGGUGCCGGUUGUGGCCAAGGCUUUGAGCCAGUUCUUGAAAGAGUAG
Molecule: messenger RNA, 819 nt
Organism: Talaromyces marneffei
Lineage: Eukaryota; Fungi; Ascomycota; Eurotiomycetes; Eurotiales; Trichocomaceae
Exons: 1
Coding region: 1-819 (272 amino acids)
Source: RefSeq, a predicted model, not a curated record